Molecule: messenger RNA, 3200 nt
Organism: Pygoscelis adeliae (Adelie penguin)
Lineage: Eukaryota; Metazoa; Chordata; Aves; Sphenisciformes; Spheniscidae
Gene: ATG9A
Product: autophagy related 9A
Exons: 14
Coding region: 78-2504 (808 amino acids)
Biological process (GO): protein localization to phagophore assembly site; autophagy of mitochondrion
Cellular component (GO): autophagosome; phagophore assembly site
Source: RefSeq, a predicted model, not a curated record
CGUGGCAUCACAUCGAGAACUUGGACCUCUUCUUCUCUCGCGUCUAUAACCUGCAUCAGAAGAAUGGCUUCACCUGCAUGCUCAUUGGAGAGAUCUUUGAGCUCAUGCAGUUCAUCUUUGUGGUGGCGUUCACCACCUUUCUUAUCAGCUGUGUUGAUUACGACAUCCUUUUUGCCAACAAAGCGGUAAAUCACAGCCAGCAUCCCAGUGAGCCCAUUAAGGUGACUCUGCCAGAUGCCUUCCUGCCUCCAAAUGUCUGCAGUUCAAGAAUCCAGGCAAACAGCUUCCUCAUCUGCAUCCUGGUGAUAGCUGGGGUUUUCUGGAUCCACCGACUCGUCAAAUUUAUCUACAACAUUUGCUGCUACUGGGAGAUUCACUCUUUCUACAUCAAUGCCCUCAAAAUCCCCAUGCCCCCCCUGCCGUACUACACCUGGCAGGAGGUGCAGGCCCGCAUCGUGCAGAUCCAGAAGGAGCACCAGAUCUGCAUCCACAAGAAGGAGCUCACGGAGCUGGACAUCUACCACCGCAUCCUCCGCUUCAAGAACUACAUGGUGGCCAUGGUGAACAAGUCGCUGCUGCCCAUCCGCUUCCGCCUGCCCCUGCUGGGAGACACCGUCUUCUACACGCGUGGGCUCAAGUACAACUUUGAGCUCAUCUUCUUCUGGGGGCCCGGCUCACUCUUUGAGAACGAGUGGAGCCUGAAGGCUGAGUACAAGCGGGCCGGGAACCGCCUUGAGCUGGCUGAGAAGCUCAGCACUCGUAUCCUCUGGAUUGGCAUUGCUAACUUCCUCCUCUGCCCCCUCAUCCUCAUCUGGCAGAUCCUCUACGCCUUCUUCAGCUACACGGAAAUCCUGAAGCGGGAGCCGGGCAGCCUGGGUGCUCGCUGCUGGUCUCUCUACGGCCGCUGUUACCUCCGUCACUUCAACGAGCUGGACCACGAACUGCACUCACGCCUCAGCAAGGGGUACAAGCCAGCUUCCAAGUACAUGAACUGCUUUAUCUCCCCACUCCUCACCAUCGUGGCCAAGAACGUGGCCUUCUUUGCUGGCUCCAUCCUGGCUGUGCUCAUCGCUCUCACCAUCUACGAUGAGGACGUGCUGGCGGUCGAGCACGUCCUGACCACGGUCACCCUGCUCGGGGUGGGCAUCACGGUGUGCAGGUCUUUCAUCCCUGACCAGCACCUGGUGUUUUGCCCAGAGCAGCUGCUGCGAGUCAUCCUGGCGCACAUCCACUACAUGCCUGACCACUGGCAGGGCAAUGCCCACCGCUAUGAGACCAGGGACGAGUUCGCCCAGCUCUUCCAGUACAAAGCGGUCUUCAUCCUGGAAGAGCUCCUGAGUCCCAUCAUUACUCCCCUGAUCCUCAUCAUCUGCCUGCGGCCCAAGUCCUUGGAUAUCGUUGACUUCUUCCGCAACUUUACGGUGGAGGUGGUGGGCGUGGGCGACACCUGCUCCUUUGCCCAGAUGGACGUGCGCCAGCAUGGCCACCCGGCGGUAGGUCCCGUGGGUGGUGGGAGAGGAUCGCUCCUGCUGCGAGCUGGAGACUGCAAGACGAGGCUUUCAGCUCUGCACUUCGCCAUCACCAACCCCAAGUGGCAGCCGCCUCGGGAGAGCACGGCCUUCAUUGGCUUCCUGAAGGAGCGGGUGCACCGGGACAGCAGUGUGGCGCUGGCUCAGCAGGCUGUGCUCCCCGAAAACGCCCUCUUCAGCUCCAUCCAGUCCCUGCAGUCGGAGUCGGAGGUGCCCAGGCCGGGGGGGAUGCGGGGUGUUCUUGGGGUGCUUGCUGGGUGCUGGCAAACUCAUAAUCAGGCCGCUGGGCAAUUUUGCCCUUGCCUGGGCUGUAUCUGGGGACAGAAAUGUGAUAGAUCAGCACUACUCUCCGAAGGUGCCUCGGCCCUGCGUUCCUUCUCCCCACGCCAGUCUGCCCAGCAGCCUCCCAGCGGCUUCCAGACGGCUGGAAGGGAUGGAGAGGGAGCCCAGCCUCGCGGUGCCGGUGCCAUGACAGCCUCUGGUGCUGAUGCGAGGACCGUGAGCUCGGGGAGCAGCGCCUGGGAGGGUCAGCUACAGAGCAUGAUCCUGUCGGAGUACGCCUCCACCGAGAUGAGUCUCCACGCACUCUACAUGCACGAGUUGCACAAGCAGCACGCCCAGCUGGAGCCCGAGCGGCACACUUGGCACCGGCGAGAGAGUGACGAGAGUGGGGAGAGUGCCCAUGAGGAGCUGGAUGCUCAGCGGGGUGCCCCCGUCCCCAUCCCUCGCUCUGCCAGCUACCCCUUCUCCUCGCCACGGCAGCCGCCUGCCGGGGAGACAGCCACGCUGCAGACCGGCUUCCAGCGGCGAUAUGGUGGCAUCACAGACCCGGGCACAGUACACAGAGCCCCAUCACACUUCUCCCGCCUCCCUCUGGGGGGCUGGGCUGAGGACGGGCAGUCAGCGAGACACCCAGAGCCCGUGCCAGAGGAGAGCUCAGAGGAUGAGCUUCCACCGCAGAUCCACAAGGUAUAGCCUUGUAGACUGGAGAUCUCGUGGGGGUUGCAGACUGGGAGCCGCCUGGGCAGCAGGAUGUGGUGUCAGCCUGAUUAUUCUCCCGUCCUGAGUGGACAGGAUAGUCCCGGGCUCCAUUUUGUUGCCAUCAAUUGCCGAAGAGACAAAACUGCCAGGCCGGCGGCUUUGCGGUGGCACUUUGUGUCCAGCCGUGUGUCAAGUCAACGCCACUCUGACUCGUGGGGUGAAUGCGUGUGUGAGUACAUACAUGUGUCUGUGUUCACAUCUGUGUCGUCCGUGUCGGAGGAUCGCUGCAGAGCCUGCGAAAGCUGACGUGACAGGACUAGCAGUGGGGAGCUGUAGGCUGGCUUGGAGGUGGCAGCAGCAGCUGCUCUUCGAAGGGAUGCGAGAUGGCACCAGCUCCAGAUGUCUGCCUGGAGCUGGGACCUGCCUCCAACAUGAAGGCAGGAGCUGUUGUGGGGGCUCUAGCUCAGCCUGUAGCACCACACCUGCCCUGCCUGCAGCCCUGGGGAGGUGCCCAGGACCACGUUUGCCCUCCUGGAGAGGACCAAGGUUGUGCCCUUCAGCCCAGAGCAGGACAGCAGUGGGGCAGUCACCCCCCCUCUGCCCCAGCACUCUGCAGAGGGACAGGCCCCAGCUGCUGCUGGCAUGGGUAGGGGUUGGAUCUAGAGCUGGUGGGAACAGCUCUGGCCGGGA